AUGUCGUAUCGACCAAUAAAAAAGGUAAACCCAUAAAUAUAUAUAUAUAUUUGGACACCGUUAUGAAGCAUGAUGUGUGUGAGCCGAAGGGCUGGAAAGCACCUUUUUUUCUCUCCUCCUGCUGACGACACGACGGUGACUCUGUGCGUCCGUACAGGAGCCAUCACCAUCAUCAUCAUCACCAUCAUCAUCAUGUUUACCUGAACGCGGAUAACGGGGCUGACAAAUGGCCUGGAAAUAAACACAAAUAACACCUGCGGCUCUCGACCGUGAACGGAACAGGAUCCGCUCGCCGUUUCCUAAAGGCUCUGUGUCUCGUGAGGAGCCAAGAAAAACCGCUCCAAAUGUCAACUUGUGCAGUGACAAACUUCAACAAUGGCUUGGAGGCCAGUUCAGACUCUGAUGACGAGGACAAGCUACACAUUGUGGAGGAGGACAGCCUGCAGGAGCCCGAGGUCGCUGAUGCCGAUGGGACCGCGCUGCAGGACAGCCAUGACGCCGCCACAACAGUAUUACCCCUCAACGGCUCCUGGAACGGAGUGAAGGAGGAGUGUGUGUCAGAAGAGGAAGAUGAGGCAGUGAAGGACGCUCUAGUGGAGGAGAUACUCCAGCAGGGAGACACAGCCAUCAUCUAUCCUGAGGCUCCCGAGGACGAGCAGAGUCCAGCGGAGACAGGAGGCGCUGAUGAAAACGGAACACCGGAUUCCUUCUCCCAGUUGCACACUUGCCCCUACUGCUCCCGGGGCUACAAACGCAACGCCUCGCUGAAGGAGCACAUCAAGUAUCGCCACGAGACCAGCGAGGACAACUACAGCUGCUCGCACUGCAGCUACACCUUCACCUACCGCUCGCAGCUGGAGAGGCACAUGAGCCACCACAGGGGAACCAGGGAGCAGCGUCUCGUUUCCCAGUCGACAGUAGGAUCAGGAGGAACAGGUGGAACCCGCAAGUUCAAGUGUACUGAAUGUUCCAAGGCCUUCAAAUACAAGCACCACCUGAAGGAGCACCUGCGCAUUCACAGCGGUGAGAAACCAUAUGAAUGCUCAAACUGCAAGAAGCGAUUCUCCCACUCAGGCUCCUACAGCUCCCACAUCAGUAGUAAGAAGUGUGUGGGUGCAGCACCUCCCAACGGCGUCGCUCGGACGUCGAUCAAGUCCCCCCCACCCACCACCCAGACCACACCUGUUGUAAUCGCCCCGGCCCGUGUGAUUCUUAAAGAGAAGACUGACAGUAAACCCCUUCAGGAGCAGCUCCCCGUCACCCAGAUCAAAUCUGAGCCUGUGGAAUACGAGUGCAAGCCCGCGAUGGCAGCGCCGGCAACUUCAGCCGGUACCAACGGAGUGGUGAACGGAGGGACCGCUCAACCAGCUGCGGUCCCCGCUGCAACCCUGCCUCAGGGCGUGGCCAUGGUCGUGCCCACAGUGGGCCUGAUGUCGCCCAUCAGCAUCAAUCUGAAUGACUUGCAGAAUGUGCUCAAGGUUGCGAUGGACGGGAAUGUGCUCCGCCAGGUGCUGGGUACGGCUAACGGGGUGGUGACGCAGGGGAAGCAGGGGAUUGUGGUGCAGCAGCCGCAGCAGCAGAUCAUCAGCCUGCCGGCUUUCGUGGAUCACGACGGCACCACGAAGAUCAUCAUCAACUACAGCAUCAGCCCUGCAGCCGCCACCACUGCCACUACCCAGCCCACACCUCUUGUUGUCAAAAACAACCCUCCCCCAGCCCCCGCUGUGACUAGCACUGCUGCAGCCCCCACCCCCAGCAAGACAGAUAAAGCCAAGACCCCAGAGGCGGCUGACCUCACUAUCGUCAAGGCAGAGCCAGAGUCAGUACCCGUCACAGACGUGGAGGCAGAGGAAGACACACCGGCAGAAAUGGAAAUUGUUAAAACUUCAGACACAGCUCAGAUGCCAAAAGCCAACACCACCAGUACAUGUUUACUAUGUGACGACUGUCCCGACAACCUGGAGGCGUUGCACCUCCUCCAGCACCGUAAAGCAGCCAACGGGGAGGCCGUCGACUCGGCCGCCCUGGAUCCCUCGUUUGCUGCUUUGCUAAGUGAAGCAGGAGUGACGCUGGAGGAGCCGCCCGUGGACGACCUCCUCUCACUCCUCAAGACCUACUUCGCCUCAAAUGCCAACCCCAGCGAGGAGGAGCUGACAAAGAUCUCAGAGUCUGUUAGUAUUCCAGUGGAUGUGGUCAGAAAGUGGUUUGCCAAGAUGAACUCUGGGAAAAACAUGGGCAAAAACCGCAGUGACACUACAGCGGUCUCCAAAAAGACUGAAACCACGAAUUUCAGCUCAGAGGACACUUCCAAUCAGAAUGGAGAGGAAGAAGACGACAACCAGGAAACUCCCAACAAAGCCUCAUCAGAAUCUGGAAGCACUUCUCCGUCAGGCUCCACCUCACAAGGCGUCAACACCGGGGACCUCGUCAUUGUUAAAAGCGAGCCAGAGGACCCAGAGGCCCCAGACUCCCAGGCAGAGCCCCUGGACCUCUCCCUCCCUAAGCAUAUCGCAUCAGCAUUGGAAACCAAAACGACCACGCCUCCCGCCAAGCAGCAGGAGCAGCCCCUGAACCUGACCUGCCUGAGGAAGGAGCAGCUCGAGGGUCGGACCAUCUACGUCACCACACCUCAGACCGGAAGACCUGUCAACAUCGUCACUGCCGCACAGCUGCCCACGUUAGUGGCCAUUGCUAGUCAGGGCACAGUGGGCUGUCUCAGCGCCAUCAACACCACGACGAAGCGAACCAUCCUCAUCCCCCAGCUCACCUACACCUACGCCACUACAGCCGGCAACGCCUCUGGAGCAAAGACUGUCGUACUCAACGGCCAUAAGCAGGAGAAACGUUCGGACAGCGGCUCAGACGGCGUGUCCACGGUGGAGGAGCAGAACGACUCGGACUCGGCCGGACUGACGAAGAAGCGACGGCUGGAAAACGGCGUCUACCCCUGUGAUCUCUGCUCCAAGGUCUUCCAGAAGGGCAGCUCCCUGCUCAGGCACAAAUACGAACACACAGGAAAACGGCCUCAUGAGUGCAACGUCUGCAAGAAGGCCUUCAAACACAAACACCACCUGAUCGAACACUCGAGGUUGCACUCCGGUGAGAAGCCGUACCAGUGUGACAAGUGUGGGAAGCGUUUCUCUCACUCCGGCUCAUACUCCCAACACAUGAACCACCGCUACUCCUACUGCAAGAAGGACGGGUCCAGCUCCGGUCCUGGUUCAGUGCCACGCAGGGCUCAGUCGGAGCUCGGCAGUCCGGGCGCCGGGCCGCAGUCGGACAGCCGGACAACUACCCCGCCCUCCCAACUGGACUCAGAUGAGAGGGAGAGCGAGGAAGAGGAGGACGAAGACGACGAGGCCAUGUGUAUGGAUGACAUCCGGGUCGUGCAGGUGGAUGACGGCGAGUGCGAGAUCUACGAGGGCAACUUCGACGACGACGAGGAGGACGGAGAGGAGAUGGAAGAGACGUCGAGAGAGGAAGAGACGGGAACAGAAAAGAUGGAGAAGGAGUUUGUGUGCGACGUGGUGGAGAUUGAGCUCGGGGACGAUCACAUGGAGGACGAAGAGAUGGAGGAGAGAGGUGAAGAAAAGCAGGAAGCAGCAGCAGGUGUGGAAACAAAGGAAACAGCAGACUGUGAAGCAAAUACGGACACGAGCGUCAGGGAGGAGUCAGACAGCACCGAACCCACAGAGGAAGUGGUGACAAACGCCAAAUAAAAAGGAAGGAAAAUCUCCUCGGGACAGUUCGAAUGUGUCGGUCAUUAAAGUCGAGUUGAAGACAAAACCGCAUCUUGCCAUCGGAAGAAAGUCACGGCGGUUGCCUGAUUUUAACGGUCCACUACUGUGUACAAAAACCCAGGUGUGCCUGAACUUGAAAAAAGAAAAACAAAACAAAACAAAAAAACAGUGACUUUUUUUCUUGUGAAAAAUUAAAUAUCAGUGUUAAAAUUGUUUAUAGAAGUACAGAUUUUAAAGCAAAACUCACCCAUCAACUUGUUAGACUUGUUACUGAGACAUCCCAGGUUGUUUCGUUUUGUUUGUUUGUUUUUAUUUGGUCAAUGUUACUAAUCUUGUUCUUGUUUAAAACAUUUUAACCUGUAAAGAUGAGAAAGAUUUCUAUACCUUUUUAUUGCCAAUGAAGUUUCCUAAAUCAGUAUUUUAUUGAGUUCUACGAACAAAAACCUCUGCACUACAGUAUUCCUGGUUUACCUAUGGAUACAUGCCUCAUGCAUUGUAUGCCCUUCAGUGUUAUAUAUGUACACUAGCUAGCGAGAUGUUGUUCGUGUUAGUGUUAGUCUUUGCUAGCUAGCAUUACUUUUGUUUUCAGUUUGACUGUUAGCCUUAAGGAAAACAAAGUAUUCUUGGGGAGGGUUGUGGGCGGGAUGGGGAGUCCGGGAUGGGAACGUGGCUUCUGUACGCCAUAACCAAAUUUGUCCUAUCAGGGAAGGUAGAGUCACAACCUCAAAGCCAGCAUCAGGCACCUGUGUUUUGCAACCCGGCGUAGCCCCGAACGGGGGGCGUAGUCUCCAGGUGAAGAUUCAAAAGCAGACAUCGCCCGCGGUUCCACAAACACAGGAGCCAGUUCUUACCAAGCUUCUCCUUAUUUUGGCUUCAGUUCUCAGUCAGUGUUUCAGUGUUAUUAGCUUAUAUACGAAGUCAUACUGUACGUGAAGGAACGGGGCUGUUUCCUGCUCCACCCCAAUGCCUCCAGCCUUAUGCAAGACCUGUGUGCUGUUAAAAGUGCCAUUGAACAGUGUUAUCAUUUCUUCUUCACACAUGUAGCCAGUAUUAUGUCCCUCUGUUACUCAAACAAGACCCAUAUUGACUAAUGUUUGUUGACUUGCACAGAACAGCAGAUUUACGUCACAGUAAUGGAAAGAUAGCUCCUGUGAAAUUAAUGCAAAUGUUUUUGAGGCCUUGAACAGUUUUUGAACCACACGUGAAAGUUGGGAAACGUAGUAUUAGGGCUGCAACUAACAAUUAAUUUUAUUAUCAGUUAAUCUGCCUGUUAUUUUGUUUAAUAAUCAUUUAGUUGUUUUGUUUACAAAAUGUGAGAAAAUAGUGAAAAUGCACAUUAUAAUUAUCUUAAAAUGUUUUUUUUUUCUGACCAACAGGCCACAGCUCAAACACAUUCACUUUACAGUGAGAAAGGCAUCGAUUUUCAGAGAUUGGUCAGGUGUUUGUUUUGUUUUUGUUCUGUUUUUUGUCCAAAAAGUCUGAACGAAACAAUGUGACUCAACUAAUCAACAGUCAAUUAGUUGUACUAGUUUUUCAAAGUGAGCAGCAAAUUCUCACGAUGAAGAAGCUGAAAACAGAGAAGUAACAAAUGAUUAAUCUGCCGUGGAUUAUUUUUCUGUCAGUAAUCUAACUGAGCGACAGAUUGUUUCAGAUCUACAGGUUAAAUCCAUGUAAAUUGAUACUUUUGGUCCAGUUAGCGGAUGUUUUAGAACUUGCACGUUCUUUGUUAUGGAGUCAUUUUCAGUUAGUUGAACGUCCUUGUUGCCCAACAGUCAAAAAUCCUGUUGAAAAGUAAAAUGUGUGUGAACUGUUGGAAACCAGAAAUCAGAAGUCGAGUCCAGACUGAGCUGACUGUGGAUAGACAAUGCCUUGUAACCGUGAGAUAAUCAGUUUCCCACUGAUGUUAAAAGUUAAUUUUUGACUUAACGUCACGAGUUAAAGUUUUAGAAAUGUUUACAUAAGUGCUUAAAAACAGAAAACACAGUGCUGUUAAUGCAGAGCGAAGAAUUUGAAGCUAAAACGUCUCUGAUCGUGAAGGAGUUUGGUUCAGGAGGAAACAGAAAGACACAAAGCCGAGAUCAGUUUAACAGAUUUUUCAGUAACAGGAUAAUUUGUCAGACGUGCACUUGUUUUUAGCACAGUUAAAAAAAUUAAAAUAAAAAUAGUUGCAAGCUGUCCCGCACUUCAGGUAACAAACGUUAGUGAAUGUGGUCUCUGUCAAAGUGUUUUCAGUUGAUUUUACCGAACAGUGUUUAUAGUUUGUCUGUUUUUUUGUGUGUCCUUGGUAUGUGUUUUUUUCUUUUCAACAAUGGCAGUAUUAGAACCCUUUUCACAGAAUAAAAAAAAUGUACCUGUUUAGUUUUUAGAAGACUUUUUUAUAUUUAUGUGUCUUAUUUUUAUAUUUUCUUUUAUGGUUAUUUAUUACACAUUGUAGUGUACAUUACUGUAGUUUGAAUUGAUACAAUAAUAUAUUUUAGUAUGAAAAAUAAUCUCAAGACAAACAAAAAAAAUCCCAAAUUGUGGUUCUGGGAGCUGAAGUUUGUUUUAACAAAAAAAAAAACACAAAAAAGAUAAAACAUGUAUUCUGUAAACAUGACUUCUGUUUUAAGCUGAAAAAAAAGAAAAAAGACAGGAAUGAAUUGAGAAAUAGAAACUGUUACAUGUGCAUCCGCUCUUUGCGUCGUUAUGAAGCUACUGAAUUCUAAAACUCUGUGAUUUUAAAAGCAUGAGUCGUCGCUGUUUUAAUGAAGGAUCUUGCUAUGAAGACGUUACUCCUCCCUUUUUAUUUCGAAGCCAAAUUUAGCUCGUCCCGCCACCGUUUUCUGUUCUGUGCCAACUCGUUCCAUUGUACUGUCGAAGGCUGCAUAUUGUUUGUCCUCUACACACCCUUUGUAAAUCCACUGUCUUUUUGUAUUGUUUUUACUUUAGUUUUGCUCCAUUUUUAUGACUCCCCAUCACAAUAAAAUAUAAGACAGCA
Molecule: messenger RNA, 6717 nt
Organism: Lates calcarifer (barramundi perch)
Lineage: Eukaryota; Metazoa; Chordata; Actinopteri; Centropomidae
Product: zinc finger E-box-binding homeobox 1
Exons: 8
Coding region: 345-3719 (1124 amino acids)
Biological process (GO): regulation of transcription by RNA polymerase II; anatomical structure development
Molecular function (GO): RNA polymerase II cis-regulatory region sequence-specific DNA binding; DNA-binding transcription factor activity, RNA polymerase II-specific
Source: RefSeq, a predicted model, not a curated record